Morone saxatilis (striped sea-bass) is the source of this 1696-nucleotide messenger RNA. It is a transcript of the gene gtf2e2, whose product is annotated as general transcription factor IIE, polypeptide 2, beta. Gene Ontology annotation, biological process: transcription initiation at RNA polymerase II promoter. The record is from RefSeq and is a predicted model, not a curated record. NCBI's taxonomy places the organism in Eukaryota, Metazoa, Chordata, Actinopteri, Moronidae. The coding region runs from base 224 to 1087 and encodes 287 amino acids. Gene Ontology annotation, cellular component: transcription factor TFIIE complex. The transcript has 8 exons.
GCUGUCGAUAUCCGAAAAAUCGAACAAGAACGGAAGUGAAGCAUGAGAAGAAAAAAGGAUAUUUUGUGUGUGAAGUUAGUUAGCAAACGUUAACUUAUAUCAUCCCUGUUAGAGCGGUUAUUUGCUGAAGAACGUGUAUCUGUUCGGUAGCCUACGGAAUUAGAUAGUCCUCCUGGACUAACCCGCCACUUUCUCCGAGAACAGGAACAAAGUGUCAGCCAGGAUGGAUCCAGCUCUACUGAGGGAGAGGGAGCUGUUCAAGAAAAGAGCUCUGUCCACUCCGGCUGUAGAGAAGAGACAUGCUCCUUCAGACUCAGGGUCGCACAAGAAGAAGAAGUCCAAAGUUGACAAGGAGAGCUCAUCAGGGUCCAAACACGGCGCGGAGUCUGGUAAUGGCAACUUUAACAUCAAGACAAGCUCUGGGUACAAGUUUGGCUGCCUGGCCAAGAUAGUCAAUUAUAUGAAGACAAGGCAUCAGAAUGGGGACACACAUUUCCUGACCCUGGAUGAGAUUCUGGAUGAGACCAAACUUCUUGACAUCAGCAUGAAGCAGAAACAGUGGCUCAUGACUGAGGCCUUGGUCAGCAACCCAAAAAUUGAUGUCCGGGAUGGGACGUACGGCUUCAAACCAAAGUACAACCUGAAGGACAAGAAAGCCUUACUGAGGCUGCUAGACAAACACGACCAGCUGGGACUGGGAGGAGUGCUGCUGGACGACGUAGAGGAGGGGCUGCCUAACUCAGCCAAGGCCAUCAAGGCUUUGGGGGAUCAGAUCAUCUUCGUGACAAGACCAGAUAAGAAGAAGAUCCUGUUCUACAACGACAAGCACUGCCAAUUUAUGGUAGAUGAAGAGUUCCAGAAACUGUGGAGGAGUGUUCCAGUUGAUUCCAUGGAUGAAGAGAAGAUUGAGGAGUACUUAAAGAGACAAGGCAUCUCCUCCAUGCAAGAAACAGGACCAAAGAAAGUGUUACCGGUUCAAAAGAGGAAGAAGCAAGGUGGGCAGAGAAAGAGACACUUCAAGACUCACAACAACCAUUUGGCAGGCGUCCUGGAAGACUAUUCCGAUGGUGUUCCUGCUAAGAAGUGAAAUCCUUUCCCCGGCGGUUUCAUGCCCUCAAAGGAGUGAUGUAGAAUCUGUAAAUCAGUCAUGGCUGGAGACGGAGACCCUGGCCACACUACGAUACAAAGCAAACCAACUAGCUUCUUUUCCUUUCUUUGCACUCCUCCCAGUGAUCAGUGGUCUUGUCUUACAUGGAGUGAAUAGAAACUGUGUUGUAGAAUCCUUUUUAGUUUGUUUAUUGAUCAGUGAUAACUGAAGGAGGGGAAAGAGUAAUGAGACCAUUAAGGACGCUGACUGAUGCACCGUUACUGUUGAAAUGUAAAUGAGGUUACAAGUUAAGUGUGUAAAUAUGUUUUUCUUCAUUUUAUUUAGUAUAUUGCCAAGAGGUGUGUGUGUGUGUGUGUGUGGAAGGUUUUAUUUGAAAGGCCAGCCAUCUUUUCAAUAGGAAUUGCAAAAGACAGGAUUGUGCUGUGCAGUCUCUCGUUGAGGUCUCUCAUCCAGCCUGAAACAUCUCGGACAUUACUUCUUGUGGAAUUUCAAAAUAUUGAAAUCCUCUCACUUUGCAGCACAGAGGCAUAGUGAUUUAAAAUAUAAAAACUUUUGCAACUUAUUUUAAUAAAUUACAGUGUUACAGUA